Molecule: messenger RNA, 4049 nt
Organism: Salvelinus fontinalis (brook trout)
Lineage: Eukaryota; Metazoa; Chordata; Actinopteri; Salmoniformes; Salmonidae
Product: vasoactive intestinal polypeptide receptor 2-like
Exons: 13
Coding region: 1804-3114 (436 amino acids)
Biological process (GO): adenylate cyclase-modulating G protein-coupled receptor signaling pathway; cell surface receptor signaling pathway
Cellular component (GO): plasma membrane
Molecular function (GO): peptide hormone binding; vasoactive intestinal polypeptide receptor activity; G protein-coupled peptide receptor activity
Source: RefSeq, a predicted model, not a curated record
UUCCUCCUCCCUCUGCUGUUAGCUGUGCCAUGUGUUUCUCUUCCUCCUCCCUCUGCUGUUAGCUGUGCCAUGUGUUUCUGUCUCUCCUCCUUCACUGCUGUUAGCUGGGCCAUGUGUUUUUCUCCCUUCUCCUUCACUACAUUUAGCUGGGCCAUGUGUUUUUCUCCCUUCUCCUUCACUACAUUUAGCUGGGCCAUGUGUUUCUCUCGCUCCUCUUUAAGUUCUCUCACCUCAGUCCGGAGUGCAGCCUGCUGUUCUGCUCUGUUUUGUGGGUCGGUUCUGUCUGGAGUGUGUGGACUAGGUCUCUGAGCUCCACCAUAUCUCUCACCAGCUCUGUGAAUUUGCAGGGCAGUUCGAGGAUGAGGUGUGAUCAGACACACUCAGGAUGGGGGAGUAAUCACAGAGAGAGAGAUCUUUUCCUGCUGUGCUCUCUCUUUAAUCCCGUAAAAGUCCUGCUGGAACUGCAUGAGGAGGCCCUGCACCAUUACUGUUCCAGACGCGUAUACGUUGACAGAGGUUGUUUCAAUUUCCUCAAUGUCUAGUAUUGAGUUUCCACCCUGGGACAAUACCCUCUCUCUUGACAUUGGGGUAGUGUGCUCUUAUAGCACUGUGCCAUGCCAGGGGAUGGUCUGUGUUAAUAUAACACUGUGCCAUGCCAGGGGAUGGUCUGUGUUAAUAUAGCACUGUGCCAUGCCAGGGGAUGGUCUGUGUUAAUAUAGCACUGUGCCAUGCCAGGGGAUGGUCUGUGUGGAAAAUUAAGUUGCUUACGUUCCCCUCUUUGUAGCAGUCAGCAAAUAGGGUCUCUGGAUUGUCCUUGAGGAGCUUGUUUUUGUACAUAUUCUGUACACUGAUAUUAUUUAUAUUGAAGGUGUACUGUACUGUGAUGACAUCUGCACAGGGAUAUGCCAUGGACUUAGAAGGCCUCUGCAUUUAGGUGCGGGAGGCUGUGAAACUCUCCUGCCAGAGUUUUCACACAUCUCACUUCACACUUCAGUGCUAAUUGAAGUUGCAGCCAGGUCAGUUCGGUCCUAACAGCUUGGUAACUUAGUAGCCUAUUUACUUAGCUUUAUAUAAGAAAAUGACCUAGAGAUUACUGAAUAUUACUCACUCAGUCUUGUGAUGGAUGGUAUUUCCUGGUUCCGCUGUGUUUCUUCUGCAGGUUUUGGUUUGUUAAAGUUUUUUCUUGAUAAUCCUUGGUAGUAAUCCAUUCAGGAAAUUAGUCCAAAAUCAAGGUUUUAGGAAUGUAAUUUGAAUUUAGAUUGAAGAUUUUGAUGUAGAAGGUAGUAAAUCCUGUGUAAAUCCUGGUGAAAAAAAUCUUAGUUUAUCUACAUUUAUCCAACUCUAAUUGUAUUUAAUUUAGCAGAAAGGUGUGGAUCGAGGCUGAUGGACAGAGGUGAUGGGAGCCGCACCCAGUGCCAUAAGUUCAUAGGGAGGAGAGAUCUGUUGUUACAAACCGCCCUCACAGCUUCUUUGGCCCCAACUGCCUCUCCACCUUUCCAGUCAUCUCUUUAUUUUUCUUAGUCUCCCUGUUUUUCUCUUUUUCCUUCUUUCUCUCUAUACCUGUAGCCUACCAACAGCUGUUUGGAUGCUUUAUUUUUGCAUUUACAAACUGUUGUUAUUUUCUUCGCCAACACCAACAGAUUUAUAAACAUUAUGGAUGUGAGUUUUUCAGGGUGAAAUAUUCCCUGGGCUCUGCCCUCGUGCUACGCCGUAAGAGUGACCACAUGAGUUCCGCUGGGUGAGACAAGACCCCCACGGUGCACAUCGGAGUAGCCUACUACCAGCUCUGUGCUGCCUGCUACCAUGGAGCGUUCACGGGUCAGUCUGCUGCUCCUCACGCUCUGCCUUUUACUUACGGAAGUCACCGGGAGAAAUCCCACAUGUCACUUCAUCUGGGAGCUGCAGAGGGCGGAACUAGAAUGUCACAAUCAGCUGGAGAAACAAUCACUAGAGCCUCCCGGCUGUGGUGGUCUAUGGGACAACAUCUCAUGUUGGGCCCCAGCAGCAGUAGGGGAAGAGGUGACUCUCUCCUGCCCCCCUGCUCUCACACACCUCUUCGGACGACAUGGUACCUUUAGUAGGAACUGUACUGAGGCUGGCUGGUCUGACAUCUACCCCAGCAUCAGCACUGUCUGCUGGUCCAGCGACAACAAACCUAACAAGCUGCUGUUCUACUCAGUGGUGAAGACUCUGUACACUCUGGGCCACAGUCUCUCAAUUAUUGCUCUCAUCACCUCUACAUGCACCCUCUGUCUGAUCAGGAGGCUCCACUGCACUAGGAACUACAUCCAUGUGAACCUGUUUGUGUCGUUCAUCUUGCGAGCCGUGGCUGUGCUGGUUAAAGACUCUGUCAUCUUCUCCCAGAACCAAAACACUGACUGUAGCACACAGCCCUCACUGGUGGGCUGUAAGGUCAGUUUGGUGAUGUUUAACUAUUUCAUAAUGGCUAACUUCUUCUGGCUGCUGGUGGAGGGGCUCUACCUACAGACACUGCUCCUGGUAACCUAUUCAUAUACACACCUCGCUGUCUACCUCACAAUCGGCUGGGGGUUACCCUCAGUAUUUCUGGUGAUCUGGAUCUUCUGUAGGAUGUAUCUGGAAGACACCGACUGCUGGGAGAGGAAUGACAUUCCUACCCCUAGGAGGGUGAUCAACUGGCCCAUAAUGGCGUCUGUGAUAAUCAACUUUGUUCUGUUCAUCAGUAUCAUCCGUAUCCUAGUCCAGAAACUACUCUGCUCUGACGUGGGCGGGAACAACCAAUCACAGUACAGGUGUCUGGCUAAGUCCACCCUGCUGCUGAUUCCUCUAUUUGGAGUCAACUACAUGGUGUUUGUCUACCUGGUGGAGACAGAGAGCGACAGGAUGGCAGAAUACAAGAUUAUCUUUGACCUGGGACUGGGGUCAUUCCAGGGUCUGGUGAUAGCUACUCUCUACUGCUUCCUCAACACCGAGGUCCAAGGGGAGCUGAAGAGGAAGUGGAGGAGUGUGUCAUUAAAGCAUUACAUCGGGCGGGACUGCCUUCUAUAUAACGCGUCAAUCAGCCGUAACUCCACCCACUUCCAGCGGAACUCCAGAGCCCAGUCCAUCCUGCAGACAGAGACUACUUCACUGUGACCCGAAAGUAGUUCCACCUCUGUGGCCCAGGAAGUGGAUCUAACACAAUAUAACCUGGAAGUGGAACUAACUCUCUCUUUGACCAUGAAGUGAAGCUGGGGUAAAUCAACCAACACAAGUUGAGGGUCAGCUGAAAACUAGUGGAACACUCCCAUAAAAGACAGACACUCAAUGUUUUACCACAACCGGGAGAGGCUGGAUGUUUGAUUCCACACUGUGGAGGUCUUCAGGAGCUGUCCACACUGCCACAGUGUGUGUGUGUGUGUGUGUGUGUGUGUGUGUGUGUGUGUGUGUGUGUGUGUGUGUGUGUGUGUGUGUGUGUGUGUGUGUGUGUGUGUGUGUGUGCCUGUGUGCCUAUGUGUGUGUGUGUGUGCGUGUGUGUGUGUGUGUGUGUGUGUGUGUGUGUGUGUGUGUGUGUGUGUGUGUGUGUGUGUGUGUGUCUGUGUGCCUAUGUGUGUGUGUGUGCGCCUAUGUGUGUGUGUGUGUGUGUGUGUGUGUGUGUGUGUGUGUGUGUGUGUGUGUGUGUGUGUGUGUGUGUGUGUGUGUGUGUGUGUGUGUGUGUGUGUGUGUGUGUGUGUGUGUGUGUGUAAUGUGUUCUGAAAGCUAAUAAAGAACUUCAUAUAUCCUAUGUUUAUGAGGCAGAAGCCUGGAGCACUGAGCUUUCUGUUUUCCACUGGAAUGGGCUUGGCAUUCCAGGUAUUAUAUAUACACACACACACACACACACGUUAACAUUGCCAGAUCAAGUGAAGGUGAUAAUAAAAAAAAGUGAAAUAAACAAUACAAAUGAACAGUAAACAUAAGAAUACACAAGAAUAAAGACAUGUCAAAUGUCAAAUGUCAAAUAUCAUAUUAUGUAUAUAUACAGUGUUGAAACGAUGUGCAAAUAGUGAAAGUACAAAGGGAAAAUAAAUAAAUCUGUGUUGUAUUUGCAA